UGCACAUGCACCUUCCAAUUGGUGUUGCAUGCUCAACCGCUAGUUGCUACUCGUCACUGCUCCUUGUCAGCAUCUCAACUGAACGGCCUCCUCCGUAGCCUCUUCUGCAAAUACGAUGGUUCCUGCAUAAUUAUUGUUGUAAUAUGGGGUAGCGACUCGGAAAAAGUCGAGUCUGCAGUUGCGACUAGUCGCGACUCGCGACUCGAGUCGACACUAAGUUGAGUCGACAUUUUUUUGCAACUCAUCGACUAGUCGCGCAACUCGAAAACCAUGGUUGUAAUAAAAUCUAGCUAUUGCUCUCAUUAAAUAGCGCAUUAGGCAAUUUCCGUUUUUGGCACGUGCCGAUGGAACCGCGCCUAAAGCCAUCGAAGAGCUUAAAUCUGCCGUUCAAUGUCACCUUCUAUCAGAGCAUUGUCGGCAGCCUCCACUACUUGGUUCACACUCGCCCGGGCAUCAGCUUUGCCGUCGGCAUGGUGAGCCACUUCAUGGCGGCGCCCACAAGAGAGCACAUGAGCGCCGUCAAGCACAGGUACAUUGCGGGCACGCUCCACUACGGCUGCAGCUACAGCAGGAAAUCCGGCGACAGGGGACUCGUCGGCUACAGCGAUGCUGACAUGGCUGGCGACAUCGACAACCGGAAGAGCACCUCAGUCACACUGCUCUUCUUCGGCUAUUGCCCAGUGUCUUGGCAAUAUCGGAAGCAGAAGGUCAUCUCGCUGUUCUCCUGCGAGUGUACAUCGCUGCCGCCACAGUGGCAUGCCAGGGCAUAUGGCUUGGGCAGCUCCUCGGCGAUCUCCACGGGACAGAUCCUCUCAUCGCCAGCCUGAACAACAAAUCUUCGAUUCAGUUCUGCAACUUCAUCAAAAGGCUGCAUUGAGGAUGGAAAGGUUGCCGUCAACUUCAUCGGCAUCUGCGAUCAGGCUCGCGGACAUAUUCACCAAGGCACUUGGGCGUGUCCGGCUCGAGGUACUUCGGGAAAAGAUCAGCGUCAUGCAGGUGAAAUAAUUGAGCAACAACUAGCUUAGGAGGAGUUUCUUGUAAUAAUCUAGACAUUUGUGGUGUAUACUACAGCUUGUGUUUUCUUUUUUAGGACUUGUUGAGCUGUGCCCUCAGUAGAACCCUCUUGUACUCUCUCUGUGUUCGUCUGUACCGUACCUUCAUGUGUGUGUGUGCGCGUGCAUUGUG
Triticum urartu is the source of this 1185-nucleotide messenger RNA. The record is from RefSeq and is a predicted model, not a curated record. NCBI's taxonomy places the organism in Eukaryota, Viridiplantae, Streptophyta, Magnoliopsida, Poales, Poaceae.